Molecule: messenger RNA, 2690 nt
Organism: Anolis sagrei ordinatus
Lineage: Eukaryota; Metazoa; Chordata; Lepidosauria; Squamata; Anolidae
Gene: C8B
Product: complement C8 beta chain
Biological process (GO): complement activation
Cellular component (GO): membrane attack complex
Molecular function (GO): protein binding
Source: RefSeq, a predicted model, not a curated record
ACUGAUUUAAGCUUGCCAACGGCAGGUUUAUCUUCUGUUUGCCUGGUGGAAAUGCUAGCUAUUAAUUUACCUUACUUCCCUAGCAGCUUUCAAAUGCUGUAGCAAACAUUAGAAAAGGAUGUUUGCUAUAGAUUCUCCACAUUGCUUUAAAACCAUGAGUGAAACAUCUCCGCUGUCUCUUUUGUGCCCAGCAAGAUUCUUUCUGAUCUAUGGAAUUAUAAGCUCCCUAAAUUUGCAUUGCUCCAGUGGAGAAAUUGAGCUUUCCUUUCAUCUAAAUGGAGUUGAUGUCAAUGUGACCAAAGAGAGAUGGCGCCGAUCUCCAAACAAUCCACCAGAGCAAAUUGACUGUACCCUUUCUAGUUGGUCCUCAUGGAGUAUGUGUGAUCCAUGCCAGAAAAAAAGGUACAGAUUUGCCCGUGUAGAACAACCUUCCCAGUUUGGUGGUGACCGAUGUGAUUACACUGACAAAGAAACUGAAGAGUGUGUUGCAAAUAGACCUUGCAGAAACACUGUUAGAUGUGAAGGCUUUGUAUGUGAAACAGGAAGAUGUAUUAAUCGGAGGCUACUUUGCAAUGGAGAUGAUGACUGUGGGGAUCAGUCAGAUGAAAAAAAUUGCAAGAAAGUGUAUAGGAGAUGCAGCCAGCCCAUAGAACAAUACUGGGGAAUACAGAUGCUAGCAAGCGGAUUAAAUAUUUUCACAAAUCAUCUGGAAGGCUUAGUUCUUGACCACAAAUACUAUGCUGGUGCUUGUUCACCACAGAACAUUGCAGGCAUCAAUUUCAGGAAACCAUCCAAUGUAGAAAGCUAUUUGGCUGAGACCAAAGGCACGUAUGAUUUUACUUCAACUGAAUAUGAAACUUACUCAAGUUUUGAACAGAAUGUCGAUAGCACCAAGUCAAAACAAACAAGCUUCAGUGUUGGAUUAAGAAUACCGGGUGUAUUUCACUUUGGUUAUAGCCAGGAUGAUACAAGAUUCAAGAGAUUUGUUCAGAGAACAAAACAGUUUUCUUCAACGUCUAGCAAAUUUAUCCAUGCACGUUCAGACCUGGAAAUUGCCCAGUAUAAACUGAAAAAACAGAAUCUGAUGCUUCACUAUGAGUUCUUCCAGCGAGUUCUUCAAUUGCCUUUAGAGUACAGUUAUGGGGAAUAUCGAGAACUCUUCAGAGACUAUGGAACACAUUACAUCACCGAAGCUACCCUUGGGGGCAUUUAUGAAUUCACUUUGGUCAUAAACUCUGAUGCACUUCAGAAAGCAGGGUAUAGUUUAAGUGAUGUCCGAUCUUGUACACAAGCUGGUCUUAAUCUUGGUGCAAACAUUGACGGAGUUUACAUAUCCCUUGGAAUAUCUGGUGGAGCUUGUAAAGCUCUUUUAAAGGAAAUUGGAGAUAACACUUUGGAAAAUAAAUUUGUGGAAGACUUUAUUGCUCUUGUUCGUGGUGGUGCAAGUGAAUAUAUAGCAACUCUUGCUUCCAAAGAACUGCCAACUCCAGAACUGAUGCAAAAGUGGGGAGAUGCAGUUCAAUACAACCCUGAAAUCAUCCAGAUGAAGGUAGAGCCACUUUAUGAACUAAUGACUACAACUACCUUUGCAAAUGCAAAUACACUGAAACAAAAUAUGAGACGUGCAUUGGAGGAGUUUCAACAAGAGUCAAGUAGCUGUCACUGUACUCCUUGCCAGGGCAAUGGGCGUCCUUUUCUAAAAGGGACACAUUGUGAGUGUAUUUGCCCAUUAGGACAUCGCGGUCUUGCCUGUGAAGAGACACUGAGAACUGGAACUGCUAUUGAUGGAAACUGGAGCUGUUGGUCCAGCUGGUCUCCAGGUUCUGGAGGAAAACAGACAAGAACUCGGGAAUGUAACAAUCCGCCUGCUCAAAAUGGUGGCAAGCAAUGCCCUGGGCUAAAUAUUGAAAGCAUUUAGUCAAAUGUUUAAAAGAAAAAUCAACUGGAUUGUUUUUAGAAUAUCAUAGAAGUCACAAAACAGGGAUAGAUAGCUGUGGAUUGGGGACUUUCAAUUUCUACUUCUGAAACCCUUUGGGGGCAGCUUAGACACACAGAUUAAAACCAAAAAUACCUGAAAUAAUAUGAAAUAAUGUGAGGGAGACUGUAACCUAUUAAAUAUACGAAAUAAUGGGAGGGAGACUGUAACCUAUUAAACAUGUGAAUUGCCAUAUUUUAGAUUUAUCCUAUUUUACAUCCAGAAAAAAAAAGUUCGCAUUUUGCAUUCCAUCCCUGGAGAAAAGUGAAAUAUAAAAUCUAUCUAUCAUUAAAGAGCUACUUGGGAAUUUUAGAGAGGGGUAAGGGUUUAAAAACAACUUAGUGGUCACAUCAUGAGUCAGGCUUUUCAGCUCUGUCAUUGAGCUAUUAUUCCAAUAGAAUAUCCCUCAUAUGUGACAACACUCUCACCAGAACUGCAUUAACCAGAUAUGAUUGAACCUGUAAUCCAAUGCAUCUGCAUAGUAGUAAGUUAGGAAAAGGUGCCAUAUUAACUAAUUCUAAAAAAAAAAAAGUCCCCAUGUUAUUUAGAUAAUCAGCAGAUGCUGUAGACACCUAUGACAAAAUCUUGAAACUCUCGGGGACCUCCAAUACUGUCCAGAUAAUGCAUCUCGGAGCCAACCCAAGGCUGCAGUAGCCACCAAAUGCACACCAUCAAUGUGAGCUACAUCAUAGAUUCAAUGGGAAGUAGAUCCUUU